ACGUGAUGAAUCUCCUGCGAGAGCAGAGCCGGACCAGGCCCAUCUCCCCGAAGGAGAUCGAGCGGAUGGUCAGUAUCAUCCACCGCAAGUUCAGCUCCAUCCAGAUGCAGCUCAAGCAGAGCACGUGUGAGGCGGUCAUGAUCCUGCGUUCCCGGUUCCUGGAUGCGCGGCGGAAGAGACGGAAUUUCAACAAGCAAGCUACGGAAAUCCUGAAUGAAUAUUUCUAUUCCCAUCUCAGCAACCCUUACCCCAGUGAGGAAGCCAAAGAGGAGUUAGCCAAGAAGUGUGGCAUCACAGUCUCCCAGGUAUCAAACUGGUUUGGAAAUAAGCGAAUCCGGUACAAGAAGAACAUAGGUUCUUCCAGUUCUUUUAACAUGUCAAACUCUGGAGAUUUGUUCAUGAGCGUGCAGUCACUCAAUGGGGAUUCUUACCAAGGGGCCCAGGUUGGAGCCAACGUGCAAUCACAGGUGGAUACCCUUCGCCAUGUUAUCAGCCAGACAGGAGGAUACAGUGACGGACUCGCAGCCAGUCAGAUGUACAGUCCGCAGGGCAUCAGUGCUAAUGGAGGUUGGCAGGAUGCUACUACCCCUUCAUCAGUGACCUCCCCUACAGAAGGCCCUGGCAGUGUUCACUCUGAUACCUCCAACUGAUCUCCCCGCAGUCGCAUCCCGGCUGACCCUGUGCCCCAGUCGGGGCAGGGGCAGGAGGGAGGGUUGCUCUCCCAACGCUGAAGCGGUCAGACUGGAGGUCGAAGCAAUCAGCAAACACAAUAAGAGUCUCCUCCUCUUCUCUUCUUUGGGAUGCUAUUUCAGCCAAUCUGGACACUUCUUUAUACUCUCUCGCCCCACCUCCUCCCCCUCCCCCAUUUUUUUCUGGGUAGAAGCCACCCCUCCCCUGUCUCCAGCUCUGAGCCUGGUUUCGACAUCUUCCCCACCCCUUUCCCUUGGCCCUAGACUUCCUGGGUCCCUGCCCUCUCUUACAUAACGGAAGGAUAUUUUCAACAGUUAGAGGAAUUUAAAAAGGAAAAACCAUGACAACGGAAAUAAUAAACGUGUUUGUAUGU
This is a messenger RNA of Echinops telfairi (small Madagascar hedgehog), 1063 nucleotides long. RefSeq names its product pre-B-cell leukemia transcription factor 1-like. Bases 6 to 650 code for a protein of 214 amino acids. The record is from RefSeq and is a predicted model, not a curated record. Gene Ontology annotation, molecular function: DNA-binding transcription factor activity, RNA polymerase II-specific; RNA polymerase II cis-regulatory region sequence-specific DNA binding. Gene Ontology annotation, biological process: embryonic organ development; eye development; regulation of transcription by RNA polymerase II. The transcript has 2 exons. NCBI's taxonomy places the organism in Eukaryota, Metazoa, Chordata, Mammalia, Afrosoricida, Tenrecidae. Gene Ontology annotation, cellular component: nucleus.